This is a messenger RNA of Ilex paraguariensis (yerba mate), 795 nucleotides long. NCBI's taxonomy places the organism in Eukaryota, Viridiplantae, Streptophyta, Magnoliopsida, Aquifoliales, Aquifoliaceae. The record is from the annotation of a GenBank genome assembly.
AUGGAGAAACAAUUUGGGAAGAGAUUUGAAGGGAAGGUUGCGAUUAUCACGGCUUCGACUCAGGGCAUCGGCUUCAGCAUCGCUGAGCGUCUCGGCUUGGAAGGAGCCUCUGUUGUCGUCUCCUCUCGCAAACAGAAGAAUGUAGACGAGGCAGUGGAACAGCUUAAAGCUCGAGGAAUCGAAGUGUUAGGUGUGGUAUGUCAUGUGUCAAAUGGACUGCAAAGGAAGAAUCUGAUUGACGAAACCAUUCAGAAAUAUGGGAAAAUAGAUGUGAUUGUCUCCAAUGCUGCUGCUAAUCCUUCUGCUGAUCCCAUUUUGGAAAUUAAAGAAUCAGUACUUGACAAACUUUGGGAAAUUAAUGUGAAGUCAUCUAUCCUUAUUGUACAGGAUGCAGCACCUCACUUGCAGAAGGGUUCAUCUGUUAUUUUUAUUUCCUCUGCUGGUGCCUACCAACCACAAGCUUCCAUGGCUAUGUACGGGGUGACAAAAACAGCUCUUCUUGGUCUUACCAAGGCCCUUGCCACUGAGAUGGCCCCUGAUACCCGUGUAAACUGUAUUGCCCCUGGUUUUGUGCCCACAAAUUUUGCUGAUUAUAUUACGAAAAAUGAUGCAGUUUAUUACGUAGUGUAUAUUAAUUUCUUGAGAGAAGUCAAUGAGAUUUUUUCCAAAGCAUCUGGGAGUUCGCCGGCACUGGCAAUCCAAGCGGUCGCCGCAUAUACGGUUACGAUUACCACAAUGCCGCCGCAGCAGUCCAUGCAUGGUGAUGUCAUAAGCACAAAGCAACAACCACCGUAG